Thalassophryne amazonica is the source of this 4021-nucleotide messenger RNA. Its product is annotated as TBC1 domain family member 8. The transcript is spliced from 20 exons. The record is from RefSeq and is a predicted model, not a curated record. The coding region runs from base 1 to 3348 and encodes 1115 amino acids. Lineage: Eukaryota; Metazoa; Chordata; Actinopteri; Batrachoidiformes; Batrachoididae.
AUGUGGCUGAACCCGGAGGAAGUUCUUGUGAAAAACGCGCUGAAACUGUGGGUGACGGAGAGGAGUAACGACUUUUUCCUGCUCCAGAGGAGGAGAGGCCACGGAGAGCCGACCGGCAGGAUCACAGGUCUCCUUGUGGGGGCACUGGACACUGUGCUGGACUCUAAUGCAAGAAUCACACCAUUUCGCAUCCUCCUCCAGGUUCCAGGUUCACAGAUAAGCUGGGUCAUUGCCAGCGGAGCCACCGUAGAGGAAGUGAACAAGCACUGGGAGUGGCUGGUCCAUAAUGUCUUCCACUCACUGUCUGUGUUUGAGAACAAAGAAGAUGCUGCCAGUUUUGUCAAAGGCAAAGUCAAGGGUCUAAUAGCAGAGGAGGCCUGGGGUCGUCAGGCCGCCCAGGAGGAGGAACCAGAAAAGUUCAGGGAGGCACUUCUAAAGUUCGAACUGCAUUUUGGGCUUCCAUCAUCAGAGAAACUGGUGACACACUACUCCUGCUGCUGCUGGAAGGGUCGAGUGCCACGCCAAGGUUUCCUCUUCCUCAGUAUCAACCAUGUGGCCUUCUACUCCUUCCUGCUGGGAAAGGAAGUUAAGUUUAUGAUCCCCUGGGUGGAGUUAACACGAUUGGAGAAGGUCUCCACCAGCUUGAAGACAGAGGCAAUCCGUGUCAGCACACGGCAGCGGCAGAGGGACUUCUCUAUGUUCCUUAACAUUGACGAGACCUUUGGGGUCAUAGCUCAGCUGGCUGAUGUUGCUCUUAGACGACUGCUGGACAGUGACAGCCUGGAACUGGACCAGGUUCUGCGGCAGCCAGCUCACAUCACCAAGAGGAUUCUGGAAGAGCAGGCAUUGAGGGAGUACAUCAUGGCUUUAUUUCGGCUUCCUCGUGGAGAAAGACUUUAUGAGGUUGCUUCAUGUUCAGUGUGGACACCCCACUCCCGCUGCCAUACAGCUGGAAUGCUGUAUACCACUGACAACUAUCUGUGUUUCUCCAGCCGGGACGAGAGCCACUGUAUUCUGCUUAUACCACUAUCGGAGGUGUUGUCCAUCGAAAAAGCAGAGAGUACCAACCUACUCCCAAACCCGGUCAUCGUGAGUGUUCGGAGCAAGAAAGCCUUCCAGUUUAUUGAGCUGCAGGACAGAGAUGAGCUGGUUGACUGCCUAAACUCCAGACUCAGAGCUCUGCACUGGAAACACUCAAUGUUUUCCAAGAAGACACAAAAAAGGAGGAACAUGAGCUCACCAAAACCGUACUACACUUUUUACUAUGACACUGUGAAUUCUGAUGAAGAUGAGAUAGAGGACCAAGUUCUCCGUAACACUGUUAACAGUGAGGCACUGAUGACGGCUUUCCAUCUCAACCAACAUGGAACCAAUGGCAACAAGCAUAUGGAGAAGGUAAAGGAGAAACUGUGGGAAGAUCAUUUCUUGGAGUUUGGCCGUGGCGUCCACAUGUUUCGCACUGAGAAAAUCCAAAGGCUGAUUGCCAUGGGAAUUCCAGACUCUCUACGUGGCGAGCUGUGGAUGACACUUUCCGAUGGAUCAUCUGAGCUUACAUUCCAUGAGGGAUACUACACCAGCCUGGUGCAGAAGUCCAUGGGUCAGAGCAACCUGGCCACUGAGGAGAUUGAAAGGGAUCUGCAUCGCUCCCUGCCAGACCAUCCUGCAUUCCAGAACCCCACUGGUAUUGCUGCGCUCAGACGUGUCCUCACCGCAUAUGCUCACCGCAACCCGAAGAUUGGAUACUGUCAGUCGAUGAACAUCCUGGCAUCUGUGCUGCUGCUUUACGCUAAAGAAGAAGAGGCUUUCUGGCUGCUGGUGGCUGUUUGUGAGAGAAUGCUGCCUGACUACUUCAACCACAGAGUUAUAGGGGCCCAGGUGGACCAGUCGGUGUUUGAGGAGCUGAUUAGCGAGCGUUUACCUGGGCUGACAGAACACUUCGUGGACCUCUCGGCCCUCUCCUCUAUCUCCCUCUCUUGGUUCCUCACCCUCUUUCUCAGUGUGUUGCCCUUCCACAGCGCCGUCUGUGUCGUUGACUGCUUCUUCUUCAGUGGAAUCAAGGUCAUCUUCCAGCUUGGGCUGGCCGUGCUGGACGCCAACGCUGCACAGCUCUGCACCUGCACAGAUGACGGACAGGCACUCAUGAUUCUAACAAGUUUUCUAGACCAGGUUGGCAGUGAGGAGUUGUCUUUUCCACCUUCCUCCAUGUCUCCUGCAGAGAUGACCAGCAGUACUGAGCCUCCUGCUGUGGGACACACAAACAUCAGUGACCUCAUCAACAAGUCCUAUGUGAAAUUCAGAGACCUGUCAGUGCGACAGAUUGAGAGUCUGCGGCGUCGACACCGGAUCCAGGUGCUGCAGGCCCAUGAAGACACAACCAAAGAAAACGCUUUGAGAGUUGUGACUCCGGAUGUUUCGCUCUCUCCAGAGGACUUGUCUGAUGUCUAUGACCUGUUCAAGACGGAACAUUACAUCAGUCUGUAUUGGGGCGACCGGAGCACAGCUGCAGCAGCAGAGGCAGCAGCAUGGCGGUCUGCUGACCCUGGGUGUUCCCGUGUGGAGCGGCAGUACCAGCUGGACCGGCCCCAGUUCAAGAGCCUGUAUGCGCUGCUCUCGCUGUGGCCCUGUGAAUCAGACCAGCAUGCUGAUACACUGGCCAACCGCACCUUCACCCUGUUGGACCAGCACUGCAACAACCUGGUUACCUUCAAGGAACUUGUUGGCUGGUUGGACCAUUUGUACAGUGAGGAGCUGAAUGAGAAAAUAAAGCUGCUCUACCGUCUGCAUAUACCUCCAGCUCUGACAGAAAGUGAGGAUGACUCUUCUCUGAUGAAGAGUCCCCUGCUGUCCACCAACAGACCGCUCUAUGUGGAUCUGCCUUCCUGUGUUGAAGAUGAAGAGAAAAAUUACCAGGUGCAGCUGAAGAAGAUGUUGGAGGAUCUGGUCAAAGAAAAGGAGAAAGACGUGGAGAAACACCUGCCACCCAUGAACCAGCGGGAGUUCAUCCAGUUUUGCAAGACGUUGUACAGCAUGUUCCAUAAUGACCCAGAGGAGAAUGAGCUCUUCCAGGCCAUUGCCACAGUAACCAGCCUUGUGCUACAGAUUGGUGAGGUUGGCCAUCGUGGGCCGGGGUCUGAGGGCCUGGCAGAGAACACGGAGGCCAGCAGAGACGGCAGCACAGUGGAGGAGGAUGAGUGGAAGGUGACCUACGCGCAGAUCCUCGCCUCUCUACUGACUGAACCGACGCUGGUGAACUUCUUCGAGAAGCCUGUGGAUCUUUCAGCCAAAAUCGCAGAGGCCACACAGAAGCAGUAUCACCAGCGUGCAGGUCUGCUCACGCUGCAGCAGUAAACCAACUGAUCCACACGUCAAUGUGAAGUCUCAACCACAAAACCUGCCUCAUAACGCCUGCAAGCAUUAUGAGGAAAAUCUCUGCGUGGUCACUUGACAGAAUAGGACAGCAGCUCACCAAGACACGAAUGCAGGAUUAAGAUUCAUCGGUGUGAACAUAUAAAUUCAGUCAAACUGUCAGGUCAAACAUCUUCACCUGCUGCCCCGUCAUUCCUGACCUACAGCAUGUGACAUAAAGUCGCACUUUAUUCAGACUCCAAUCAAAAUUCCAACAGGAGACAUUUUUUCCUUUUUUAUGCAAAAUCCAAAAUCUGGUAGGACCAGGAUAGUUAGUCUUCUAUUCCUACCAAUCAGAUUGUAAGCAAAAUUGAAAUUGUGGUAAAAGGCAGUGUGGCGCUCUGACUGAGGGUUCUCAGUGCACUGGUGCAUUGCGUUCACCAUCAGCAAACACACCGCAUCCUAAUGUCUGUUUCCUCUUGGUGCUUUUGUUUGAUGAAACUGUCGUAGCAGAACUGAACCAAAUUAUUGCCUGAGCUGUCAUGUGGAUUUGAACAUCUGAAGGGAACAUUUUCCACAUAUUUUACUUUGUUAUAGACUCAUUCAGAAGUUCUCUGCAGAGAAUGGAAGAAGGAAGAAUAGUUCACUCUGACUGGCCCUUAGUCAGAAUAUGAAU